Molecule: messenger RNA, 2124 nt
Organism: Trichosporon asahii var. asahii CBS 2479
Lineage: Eukaryota; Fungi; Basidiomycota; Tremellomycetes; Trichosporonales; Trichosporonaceae
Product: Pre-mRNA splicing factor RNA helicase PRP28
Exons: 1
Coding region: 1-2124 (707 amino acids)
Biological process (GO): mRNA splicing, via spliceosome
Cellular component (GO): catalytic step 2 spliceosome
Molecular function (GO): ATP binding; RNA helicase activity; RNA binding
Source: RefSeq, a predicted model, not a curated record
AUGGGAACGCCGCUUUCCGUCGACGACUUGCUGAAGAGGCAGAAGGAGGAGCAGGCGGCGGCGGCCAAGCCCAAAUUCCUCAGCAAGGCCGAGCGUCAAAAGCUGGCUCUGGCCAAGCGGGAGGAGGAAGCUCGCGAGCAGCGCGCAAAGGAGGAGGAGGAGCGUGCCGAGCGGCGGCGGUUCGAGGCCGAGGCGGAAGCCGAGCGGCGACGACAGGCUUCGGAACGCUACGGCGCAGGCCGGGAUGGACGAGACGGGCGCGACUCGCGCGACUCGCGUGACCCCUGGGAUAGGCACCACGACCGUAACGGCGGGCUCGACUACCGCGACCAUCGUGAUCGGGACCGAGAUUACGACCGCCGAGGAGGACAUGGGCGGGACGACCGCGACCGCCCGCCGGAGAAGAAGGGACGGCGGGACGACAAGUCGAACGGCAGCGCGGCGCCAAAGGACGUCGACGAGCUCGAAGUCAUCAAGAAGCGGUACUUGGGGCAGCAGGAGGUGGUGAAGAAGCCGUGGAUGCGCAAGUCGACGAACAAGAACGCCAUCUUCCAGUGGGACGAGAAGGACGACACGAGCUCCAGGCCGUUGUGGACGGCGGACCCUGCUGCGCUGUCCGUGCCGGGGACGCCGGGAUCGUCUGGCUCUGGCGCGCGCGGAUCGCCGGCACCGGGUAACAGCAAGUUUACGGAUGCGCUCGAGCGGCGCCGCGCCGGAAAGGGCGGUAACGACGACCGACACUGGAGCGAGAAGCCGCUCGGGGACAUGAAGGAGCGCGACUGGCGUAUCUUCCGCGAGGACUACAACAUUUCCUCGCGCGGUGGCAAUAUUCCCCUGCCGUUGCGUAGCUGGCGCGAGAGCGCUAUCCCGGGCCCGAUUCUCGACGUCGUCGACCAGAUCGGAUACACGGAGCCGUCGCCCAUUCAGCGCCAGGCGAUCCCGAUCGGCCUCCAGAACCGCGACCUCGUCGGUAUCGCCAAGACGGGUUCGGGAAAGACAGCCGCGUUCCUUAUCCCCAUGCUCACGUAUAUUUCGCACCUCCCGCCGCUCACCGAGGACAACCGGCAUCUUGGUCCCUAUGCUCUGAUUCUCGCGCCUACGCGUGAACUGGCGCAGCAGAUCGAGGCUGAGGCGGAAAAGUUUGCGCGUAAACUUGGGUAUAUCUGUGUCUCCAUUGUCGGAGGACGCAGUGUCGAGGAGCAGCAGUUCAACCUCCGCAACGGCUCGCACAUCAUCAUUGCGACGCCGGGUCGUUUCAAGGACAUGAUCGACAAGUCGAUGAUCGUCCUGUCCCAGUGUCGCUACAUUGUCAUGGACGAGGCGGACCGAAUGGUGGACAUUGGUUUCGAGCAUGACCUCACGUUCAUCCUCGACGCGAUGCCGAAGGCGUACGAGAAGAAGGAUGACGCGAGCGCCGCUGCGCCUGCGAACGGAAACCAGGUCGGUUUCACGGGCGAGCGUGUCACGACGCUGUUCUCCGCGACGAUGCCACCGGCGGUUGAGCGCCUCACACGCAAGUACCUCCGUAAGCCUGCGACGGUGACGAUCGGUACGGCGGGCGAAGCGGUCGACACGGUCGAGCAGCGUGUCGAGUUUGUGCACGGCGGCGAGGAGAAGAAGAAGGCGCGCUUCAUCGAUCUCCUGCGCAAUACGGACCUGCCGCCGCCAAUCAUCGUGUUCGUCAACCAGAAGGCGACGGCGGACGUGGUGGCAAAGUACGUGCAGCAAGCCGGCUUCAGCGUCACAACGCUGCACUCGGGCAAGAAUCAGGAGCAGCGAGAGGCGGCGCUGGGCGCGCUGCGCGAGGGCCACGUCGACGUGCUCGUCGCGACCGACCUCGCGGGUCGUGGUAUCGACGUUCCCGACGUCAGUAUGGUCGUCAACUGGCAGAUGAGCGACACGAUUGAGAAGUACAUCCACCGUAUCGGUCGUACGGGUCGUGCGGGCAAGAGCGGUCUCGCGCACACGUUCCUCGACAACAACGACGCCGAGGUGCUGUAUGACCUCAGGCUCGAGAUCGAGAAGAGCAAGAAGAGCAGCAUGAACCAGGAGCUCGCGCGGCACGAGGCUGCCCGCCAGCGCAUCACGAAAGAGAUGAAACGCAAGCGGGACGAUCUCGACUAG